AUUACUAAUAUAGUAUUAUUAAAGUUAUAACGUGUCAAAUUUGCCGUCUUUGUCCUAUAUAUAGGAUGCCCUGGCCGCGCAGAAUGCAAAUGUGAAGGAAUAAAAGCUUUCAAAAUUCGCAGUCGAGAAUAUCUGGGAAACAUAUUUCGACUUGAAGGUAAUUAUAUAUAGCUUAAAAUCAGAAUCAUUAUAUUCAGUCACGUUUUUAUUGCAAAUAUAAAUACCAUUUGUUUCAUUAUGGAGUAAAGAGUGUUGGACUGAAUAGGGUCGCUAAAAUCUUUGGCUGAUUAACUGUAUUAUUAUACUAGAAAAUACAUACAUGCAGAAACCCUCGCCUUGCUGACAAAACCACUCUAUUUUCCGAACAUGAAGUAUCGAAAGUAGUUGUCAUGGUAAACGAUAAUUUUUUAAGAAUAUUCUUACAAAUGAAAAAUCGCCUAAAAAUAUCACUUUUAAUCAUAGGCAGCACAAAAAUGCGUGUUGAAAUUUUCACCCUCGCGCGUGGCGCUCGGGCAUGCAUCGAGUCCACUCAGUUUAUUAUUAUGACUAAUAAUAAUAAUAAUAAUAAUAAUAAUAAUAAUAAUAAUAAUAAUAAUAAUAAUAAUAAUAAUAAUAAUAAUAAUAAUAAUAAUAAACUGAGUAGACUCGAUGCAUGCCCGAGCGCCACGCGCGAGGGUAAAAAUUUCAACACGCAUUUUUGGGCUGCCUAUGCUUUUAAUUACAAAAUUAUCAAUUUCCCAACAUAUAUGUUAGGUAUGUUAUUAUACGUAAUAUAAACCUCAAUUUAAGGUAAAAAACAUUUGACGCUGAUAACAACUAGUAACGUGUCUCAUCCUUAUACUAAUUACAAUACUAUAUAAUUAUGCCCGCUGCCGAUCAGUGGGGAUAGAUUCGGUUCCAGGUUAUGGUGGGACUGGAUUAUCUUAGCCCCCAUAACCAGGCGAGGAAUCAUGGAUACUUCCUCAACCAAUGGAACCUCUUCCAUCCCCAUUGAUGACAAGUCAACCUGUCUGCACAGGGAAGAGUUCUCUACUUACUAACCAAGUUGCUCCCCAAAGGUCCCCAAACCUGACCCGCACAAUUCGCAUACACCGAAUAACCCCUACCAACCCGGAAGCAGUUCCAGAGCACUAUAACCAAAGUGGGAAGUGUAGGGGAAGACCUGAAAAAGCUCGUGCAGCCAACAGAAGCGAGAAGACAUUUUUUUGAGGGAAAGGGUGGGUGGGAAAAACGUUGAAAGCAACUGAAAGGCUGGCUUCUAGUUCACUAGCUAUUUAAUACGCUGGGUUACCGGGAAUCUGCCCCGGACAAAUCGCCGACACAACAAUCGAUCAACGGAGCGAAUCCGCCCAUACUGUUAACUUGCUUUUAUGUUAUAAAACCCAUUUAACAUUUGACGCUGAUAACAACUAGUAACGUGUCUCAUUCUUAUACUAAUUACAAUACUAUAUAAUUAUGCCCGCUGCCGAUCGGUGGGGAUAGAUUCGGUUCCAGGUUAUGGUGCGACUGGAUUAUCUUAGCCCCCAUAACCAGGCGAGAAAUCAUGGAUACUUCCUCAACCAAUGGAACCUCUUCCAAUUAUAUUCUCCUACGACGGUAAGGGGUUGGAGUAAGGUUACCAUUGGUACCUCUUCCAAAAUAAAAAUCUCCAACCGCUUACAAGUUCGCCACAGCGUUCGCGAGAGUGUCCGGUUAAGUGCGGAUAGAUUGGAGAUAAGCAGCGUUGGACCAGCGUCCGAAAGCCUAAAUUAGGCGAUCCGACAGUCCCUGGUAGUGCUGCUCCGGAAAAAUAACCGGAGACGCCUGCACCCGAGAGGAGAUCGCGGAGGUAGACGUUCACCUGAGGUGCUGUUAAGGGAGAGCUAUCUGACCAGAGAAGAUGCGGCCCUGGAGAUGAACCGCGGAGAGGUGUGUAGGCAAGGUGGCAACAGGACAAGCAGCGCGAGAGGUCCUUGCCAGGUAGAGAUAACAUCCUUGCCCGAAGGGGUCUGUUUUCGACUGCUUAGUUCAUAUGUGCAGUUUGCGACGGAGGAUGACAGCAGAAACUGGAUAUUAGCUAAAAUUAAAUCGCGGUUGGGAUUGAAGCUAAGGGAACGGAUGACGAGAACUCGCGAACACGCAAAAAAACAUAGAAAGCAAGCCAGCAGGCAGACCAAAACCCCAAGGUGUCAUACGACAAGCCAGAUGAAUGGAGGGACGAAAACGAUAGCGAGAAGAUAGGGUGUUGUGAGUAAUGGGAUGGCGCCGCGAACGGGAGACCACGUCAGCACGCUGACUUCCUUUUAUUACGCCACGCAAAUGAGUAGCGUCGAGGAGGUAAGGAACGGGCUAGCCAUGACGCGAACAUCAUUAGUUGGUACUCCAAAGUGGGUUGGAAGACGGAAAGAGCGAGGGGAACACGUACGUCACGAAGUGCCAAAAACUUACCCUGACCGGCGGAAUAAAAUACGAGGAGAGCUCGCGGCUAAACCAUGCGCCAAAUAAUAACAAUAGGUGUUCUCUAGCUUAUACAGAGCAAGCGAUGCAGUACGGAGGACGUCGACGGGAAUGGUGUGAGAGUGGCAUUGGCUGAUAAAUGGAGGCGUCGAAGGACUUGGAAAUUGAAACGAGACAACGCAUCAGGCGCUGCGUUCUGACAACCGGGAACAUGACGCGCAGAGAACGACAAUGGUCACGCGAUCGUAGUUAAAAGGCGAAGGAGGAGUAUCCCGAACGGGUCCCGAGAAGAACCCGAGAUGAGGAUGGCCACAACAGCGGAAUUAUCGCAGUGGAACUCGAUCUGUAGGCGCAACCACAAGUGCCCCCAAACAUGCGCGGCGACGACGAGAGGGAAGAGUCCAAACACUGUGAUGUUGCGACCGGCAAAGACGCCGGCCAAGAGCCAAAACCCAAGGAUGCCGCUGCAGCUGACGAAACAAAAAAAAAUCGGGCAACGGCACCAUAUUCGACAUGCGAUAAGAGCUGACCUCAGCUCAGGAAGGAAAGAAUUCCAAUCACUACGAAAGAUCCUGGUGAAAUUCCAUAUUUAAGCGAACUGGGUGAGCAGGAUUGCGGAAAUAACAGAGCAAGUAAAUCAUUCGACGUAGAAAACGCCCUGUCAGGAGCAAUAAUCUGGCAAAAAUGAUGAAAAAGGCCAAUAACGGACUCUAGCUUCUGACGACGACCCACCGCCUCUGUUCUCAAUCGUGAAGAUUUUGAGGCGUAGAAGGAAAUAUCUCAGACGGGAGAUGAGCAAGUUUCUCGACACCGUCUAGUUCGAUGCCAAGGAAGACUAAGACUGUGGCAGUUCCAAUACCGUUUCGAAGUGUGAAGAGGAAGAUCAAGACGGGAAGAAAGCUUAUUUGCAAUCACAUCGCUCCGCCUGAACUUAAUGUGCCCCAGUACGUCGAACAUAGCCAACGUCGAAUUUAACCCCCUGUGCCCCAAGACCUAACCCAAAGAGGGCAUGUAUCGCCGUGGGGACACUAAUGUAGUGUAACGAAUAUGGAGCACGGGGAAUCCAAUCAUUGACGCUGUGAGCUGCCUUGUUACGCUCUUCUACGCGGACUCUAAAGUCUGCGAGUGAGCACCCAGUCGUGGUAGACCAAUACUGAAUAGUUUCGCCUCGCCACCAAUGUCGAAUCUCCACUGUCGUCCAUUUGGAGUUAUAACCAAGAAAAAUCAACCGGAUAAAUGGCGUCUUAUUUUGGAUCUUUCCUCACCUGCGCCGUGGAAGCCAUUUACAAACGUAGUUGACCCGAGUCUGAUCGGGGUGAGUAGCGAGCUCGCGACGAAAUUCUGAGUGGACCAACAGAGUCAACACGGAGCCAACAGGAGCGGAUGAUAAUCCUAGGGCAGGGCAAAGCGACUAACAAUCGUUUUGGGUGGCGAUCGUUAACGAAGGACAACGUCACUCGACAUAGCGAGUGGCGACGUAACGACUUACGUGUUAAGAUAGUAGCACCCCUAAAUGGGUGGCGACCGUUGACGACUAUGGAACGUUACUCGACAAUGCGAAUGGCGACGAAGCGACUACGUGUUAAUGCGUUGCCCACGAAUGGGUGGAGAACGUUAACGAAGGAAAACGUUACUCGACAAAGCGAGUGGGGACGGCACGAAAUACCUUGUAAGAUAGCGUUACCCCCGAAUGGGUGGCGAUUGUUGACGAAGGAAAGCGUUACUCAACAAAUCGAGUGGCGACGUGGCGAAAAUACGUGGUAAUAAAUAGCGUUACCCGUUACUCGACAUGGGUGGCGAAUGGUGUGGCGAAUGGUGACGACGAAAAGCGUUACUCGACAAAUCGAGUGGCGACUGAGCGAAAAAUACGCGGUAAAAAAUAGCGGUACCCACGAAUGGAUGGCGAACGUUGGCGAAGGAAAAACGUUACUCGACAAAGCGAGUGGGGAUGGAACAAAACACGUUGUAAGUUAGCGUUACCCCCGAAUGGGUGGCGAUUGUUGACGAGGAAAGCGUUUCUCGACAAAUCGAGUGGCGACGUGGCGAAAAAUACGUGGUAAUAAAUAGCGUUACCCCCGAAUGGGUGGAGACUGGUGACAAAGGAUAGCGUUACUCGACAAAGCGAGUGGCGACGAAACGAAAACAGGAGAAAUACAGCGACGGUGAAGUCCGGUGACGAAAGUGAAACGUUACUCGAAAUAGCGACGUCAGAAUACGAUACCUGGGAAGGAGUGGUGAUGGAUACCCGAACACGAGAUAAACCGGACAAAAGUCACAUGCCUCGGUAGACCUAUUACUGGAACUAGCGACGUUAGGAGCGCGUACCUGUCGGUGACCGUCGUGGUGGAGACCGCCGAGACAUGGAACGAUCCAAGGGCAAAGCUACACAACAAGUAUCGGCAUCAAUGCGGCGAUGAGGUCGACGACACCAGGACAAUCGCACGAGUGCUAAAAGCGACACACUGAAAAAGCAAUGGAGCACAACCCAGAAUUCCACGAAGGACAUAAGAUGGGACUGUUCUCUGGACCACUGGCUUCAGCUUGGAUAGUUGUGCGUCGAGCAAACGGAGGGCAGACGACGGAGGAAGCGGGCGUAGCAACGGUAACAUUCCGAGACUGGGGCGACGCGAUGUGGAAAUUGAACAACUCCGUGUUUAACGCCGACCAGUCGUGCAGGUUGCGAGCAGCAGGAUUACGGCGGAAAGAGUGAUCAUAAUUGCGUCACCCGAGUCCAGGAAACAGCAGAGCCGUGCGCAUGAUCAGCAACCGUAAAGAAGAAGGUCAACAAUACGAUGCGGGUGGUAGGUUGUCAGCACCAACAUAUACACGGUAAACGCUUCGAUCCAGAAAGUAAUAGAGAUGGUCCCUGUUCGUUUCCGGAGUGGACAAAGCAUCAAUUUGUCGUCCAAUGACCAGAAAGCAGGAGUAUUAUUAUCGCUGGAGUCACUCACUAAACUGUCGAGGUCCUUAAACUGAGCUGAAACGAUAAGAGAAACUACGUUCAACGACACAGGAAGGAGCGCGGGCUCUUUCCCAGACUUGCUCGAUUUUAAAGACAGCCUGCCAUGCAGGCAAGAUUAAAUGGGACCGAAAAGCCGGGAUAAGAAUUCCGAGGCUGAAGUUGCGAAAUCCAAGAUGGCGGACCUCGUGUUUAUCGAUGUGAUCGAGCUAGACCUUCAUACUUGGGUUGACACCAACGGGAAAAACAGGAUCCCUGGCAGGAACAGUCGAUGGAAAGGCGGACCUUUGUUGUGGGAAGUAAACGAAUCGGCCGUAUCACACAACAAUCCAUUUUUGACGGGCUUGCUAAUAUUCUAAGAGCGUAACGUCUAGGUGUUUUUGUUAUUUUUAAAGAGUUGUCAUAUUCUUGUCUAUCCUCAGGUCAUAGUCUUGCAACAUCUUCAUGCUUCAUUGGAAUAUAUUUCGGUCUUUCGUUUAGUAAAAAACGUUCAUAAUCCUCUCAUAGCCAAGUCACUUUCUUUCCAAUCAGCAGAGUCUACCCAAUUGUAGAAAAAGUUGCGCUUCAGUUUUGGUCGUUCCUCUUCUGUUGGUGGUGGCGUAAGGAAAUUAGGUUUAGGAGUAGCAGGCACUGGUGGUGGUAUUUUCGCUGGUACAGGCGUAGAUGGCACUUGUGGUGGUAUCUCUGCAGGCAUUAACGGUGAUGUUUGAACAGGGGCUUGAGCCGGGACAUCCAUCUUAUUUUUGAAUGUGAGAAAUCGGUUUAGUUGAUCUGAAUAUAAUUUGCUUUUUUCCACAGCGCUAAGUUGUGGUGCAUCCAUGAUUUCUAUCAUUCGCUACUCGGCAUCAUACAUGGCAUUUAGAAACGGUGGUUGACGAUACGAUUGUUUUUGUAUAAACCUUGCAAUCUCACCUGGAAGUAUAUUCGUCUUAAGUCGAUCUUCAUCACUCGUUGUUGGUUUUAAAUCCAACAUUAAGUACCCGUGAGGGCGGCUCGUGGCAUCUUCAUAACUCUUCAUAAAUUCUUGUACUUUUUCGGGAUUUAUUUGCCUUGCAAGCAUAGAAAUUUGCUGUUUAUCUCUUGGUGACUUGAACAGCAUGAUAUAAUGCGCGUUUAGACUGAUAUUUCUCAUUUCUUUGCCUUAAUGGAAUAUAUUUUGAACAAUAUAAAUGAUAGACAAAUUUCGAUGAUGACUUCCUUUCGUAAAAAGAUCAGCAAUACGUUUAUCCUUGCUAGAUUGUACCAUGAGAUCAUCCAAUACGAUCAAACUCCGUUGCGAUACAUCCAAGUAAUCUGCGUUGUCGAUAUCGUCGGGAAUACCUUUAUUGAACUUGAUUCCAGAUUCGUCCGCAUCAUAUCAAAAUAGGAGGGUUGCCAUUGACCAUAACACCAAAUGAUACGUUGAGGAGCAGGACGUAUGGUCUUCUGAGCAUUCUCCAAGAGAGAUUUUAACCAUACGGUUUUGCUGCUUUGUGUACACCCAGCUACAAUGCAAGUAAAUGUGUGUUCCAAAAUUGUAACUCCAUUCACCGUAAGAGUUUGUUGCCCAAGAUUACGAGUUCCAUAUGCAUGAACAACCUUCUUGUGGCGAAGGAGAUUACUUGCAUUUGCAAACGUUUUACCACAGAUGUCGCAUUCAUAAGACAUGUUUACUUCGCAACAGUCAGAGUGAAAUAACUUAAAGCAAGGGUGAAGAGGUAUAUUUAUCCCGUUUGCUAUAGUCAUUAAGACUACAGUGAAGUCUAUGAACGACUAUAGUCUUGAUUAUGAAGACUAUAGUCGUGACUAUAAAGACUAUAGCCCUGACUAUGAAGACUAUAGUAAAGACUUUCAAAGAUUAUAUAGUCCUGACUAUGAAGACUACAUUAAAGACUAUGAAAGACUAUAGUCCUGACUAUAGUAAAGACUAUAAAGACUGUAGUAAAGACUAUGAAAGACUAUAGUCAUGACCAUAAAAGACUAUAGUCCUAACUAUGAAAGACUAUAGUCCUGACUAUGAAGACUAUAGUAAAGACUAUAAAGACUAUAGUAAAGCCUAUAAAGACUAUAGUAAAGCCUAUAAAGACUACAGUAAAGCCUAUAAAGACUACAUUAAAGACUACGAAAGACUAUAAUAAGCCUAUAAAGACUAUAGUAAUGACUAUGAAAGACUAUAGUCCUGACUACGAAGACUAUAGUAAAAAAACCCCGAUUAAGACUAUAGUCUAGACCUAGUCUGUAGAGGGCGAGCCGACCCUUAUAUAUGCGUCAUUCUCAACUAAAUCUUCAUUCCGUUGCUGACCGCCGAACAGAGAUGACCAGCAGUUAUAUCAAACACAGACCGUUUGUGGAGCUCUUGUGUACUUCUCAUCCAAUUCAACAGCAAGCUCUGUUGAAUUCUGCAUCUCAUGAACAGAUUCGAUUUCUAUGUAAUUGCUUGGAAAACUUUACAUAUCCUAAAGGAACAUUGAACAAACGUGGACCAUAUAAAGAAGAUCUCGCUGAUUUAGCUGACAGAAGUAAGAGUUUUAUAAAAAAAAGGAAAAUUCUUGUUCAGCGCGGGAGUGGUUUUCUAGGAUUGGUACUUGCGCCACUUUUAGAGGGCCUUGCAGAAUUAGUAUAAAAUAACCAUUAUUAAUUCACAUUGGCAUUCCAACCAUGGACAGCAAGGAAAGAUCAUCUCCGAGACAUUGGCGUGUUGAAGAUAUACUUGGAUACUUAAACGAUAAUGUUGAUAAAAACAUUGCGGAAGAACUUCUUCACUCCAUUCUCACAUCCACGGAUAUUCUCACAUGGAAUCUUCAAGGGGAAAUUGUAUACAAAGGACAGAAUAUACGUGGAACAAAUAUUGUAGAUCUUUUGCAAUAUACUGUUUUACCAUAUAAUACUGAAAUUCUGGAACCAGCUGGACUGAAUAUAUUUCUCAAAGGUCUUGCAAAAUUGGAUAUUGAUAAAAGCCUAAUCGUAAAUGGACGUGUCCUUACAAUGCUAGCCCUCAAGUGGUCCUACCAGGAUAUACAGUCUGACAAAUCCGACGAUGAGUCUGAAGAUAUGGACACAGUUUGUAACGGUUGUAACAAAGAUUUAGACAUCUCCCAUUUGGCCACAUGUCCCAUAUGCACAUGGACAGAUUUUUAUCCAAAUUGUAAGAGGUGUCACUGUACGAUCUGUGAUUUUCGACUGUCCGAAGGAAAUUUCACGCAUGUAAUCGCCUGUUGCCAACAUUGUCAUUGUGAUGAAAUUAUGUAUGUUAGUACUGAUAAAAAACAUUUAUUGACCAUAAAAUAGGCGAACAAAGUAAUAUUUGAUCAGUUUGCUGUGUGAAUUUGAACUGAACACAUCAACAUGGUGAGAGGUACCCUUGUUGUAGAUACAAAACUAUUGAAAGACCAUUUCUUGAGACAGGAGCGUGGUCGCUGGGUUUUAUGGUGCACGUGUGCAAAGGGAUAUGGGAUCGGAAGUAUUUUCAAGAGCCUUGCGAGAUAUGCUAUCUUCCUUUUCAAACAAGGAGCUAAAGCUGUUGGUAAAAGAGCAUUACAAGCAGCCACAGAAGUUGGUCAAGAUGUACUCCAAGGAAAAAAUGUAAGAGAAUCUGUAAAGACUCACAGAGGGAAAUUUGUUAAAGACUUUGUUGAGCAAAGAGCAAGGACUCUUCUGCGUCAAACGGGACAUGGAAGCAAAAGGAGGCGAAGUCACCGCAGCAACCUGUCAUCAGUCAAGAAGCAAAAACUGGAAGAAGAUCAAAGACAUCCCAAAUGAAUUACGAAAGAUGAAAGCGACUGCGAUGAUGAAAGCAGCCACGAUGAUGAAUCUGAAAGCGAAACAUCUCAAACAAGUGACGAUUAGAAGCAUAAAAAUGACAGAAACACCUAGACGUUACGCUCUCAGAAGUAGAGCGUACUAAAUUUUGUAAAACGUUUUGAAGAAAUAAAUGUAUUUUAAGACUGAAAUCUUGUGUAAGCUUUUACCUGUAAAGCCCGCUCUUCCGCCCGCGCGAUCUGCCCGCCUGAUAAGUGUACAAAUAUGUUGUACGUUAAUAUAUGCAUGCGCCCAAGCGUCGCUAAUGACUUAGCAACACAUAACAACGUAUAUAACGACUACAUGUUUUUAUCGCAAAAUAUAUUACAACUGUUCCAAUUUAACUUAUAUUCUUGAUAAGCUUCCUUAUAUCUAUGAGGUUUGGUAAAUAAUGCUGCAGCAAACAACUUUUCUUGAUCUUAAUACGACAAAUAGGUCAAGAUACAUUGUAGUUCAUGACUCUCAAUUCGAUAAAAGAUUGUGCUUGGAUCAAAUGUUUUAAAAUUUAUCAAAAAAUACGGACAUAUCUCAAGAUGUUUCUAUACCUAGCAGCAACGCAUAGUAAGCCAAUCUUCAUUUGAUGGCGUGGGGCACGAAAAAUUGCUGAGCUCAGCGAAAGUAUUGACUGCUCACCUGAACACGUCCACGGCCGCCCGUAAUAAUAUCGAUAUAUAUCCAUUAGGAUCCUAUUGGUUAUGCAAAUUCGUAUCGGCUUAAUCCUCUUAAUUACUUCAACCUUUGUGUUUUACGUGUGGGGAUUACCUGACAACGCUGCCAUCACAAUAUUUAUAUUUCUAUCAAUGAAACUAUACGUUUUGAAAAUACCCUUGUAAAACCAUCGUUUAAAGUAAUACAAGCAGUGUGCUAUAUUAUUCGCAAUGGCAAAUCACUGCACUCGCUAAUAAUAGUAAACUGCCACAUUUGGCCCAGGCCUGCCCGCGUUAAUUGGUCGCGCUACUGGCGUUAUAGAUUUUGCAAGCUCAUUAUAAAUUCCGCCAAGAGUAUUAGCUGAACAAAGUGACGUCAUAGAUUUUGCAUACUACACUUCCAUACUAAUUACUUCCGUCCCCAUAUUGUGCAUACUAAUUACUUCCGUUGCUAUAGUGGGGUCUUUCACUACUACUUGCAUGACUGGCCCUAUUUCUAGCUUCACACUGCAAGCUCUGCCCCAAAUGCGGUCAAAGCUCUGCCGGCUAAUUCUGUUUAAAAUAACCAACUAUAAUUUAUCAUUAUCGAUUUAACAGCCACAUCUCCAUGCAAGCACCGUAUACGUAGAGAAUUCAUGCGUUUAACCAAAGAGGAAAGACGUCAAUACAUCUAUGCAGUAAAAGCUGUGAGAAGUGACCCACGUACCAGUAAAAAGUUUUACGAUUUGGCAGCAUUUCACCAGCUUCAUUUCUGUGUAGAAAUUCAUUGUAAAGUGAACUUCCUACCUUGGCACCGUUGGUAUAUUCUGCAAUAUGAAAAUCUUCUUAGAGAAAUUGUUCCGAACGUUACAUUGGUGUAUUGGGAUUGGAGCGCGGUGAUGGCCAAUCCGUUUGAUAAUGAUAUUUGGGAUGACAAUGAUUGGUCAUUUGGCGGAAACGGAAAUGGUGUUAAUAAUACAGUAAUUGCUGGUCCAUUUAAAGAGCCGGAAUGGAAGAUGGUUCCUGGUGAUGGCCCAUUUGGUGACUUACAAUUGAGAAGAGAUCUCGGUUACUCGUACCCCUAUGCUGGAAUACCAAGCGCUUUACAUCUUGCAAUUAUGUUAAAAUUGAAACCGGACGAUCUUCACAAAAUGCUGGCCGUUUUAAUUGGUUAUCACAAUAAUAUACACGGCAGAGCGUUUGGGCCGAACAGUACAAUGAGUUUCAUAUAUUCAAUUUGGGCGCCGGAGUUCUUCCUGCAUCAUACUUUUCUCGAUAAAUAUUGGUCUGAAUGGCAAGAACAGGGCUAUGAAUAUAAAUAUACUGCGUACUAUGUGAAUCAAACUCGGUAUAUGCUGGGGACACACUACUUGCCUAACGAUUUCAUGGAUUUAAAAUACCAAGAGGGAAACGUAUGUGUAACAUAUGAAGAUUCUACAGAAGAAUGGAUACACAAAAAACUCAGAAGUAAGUAUAUACAAUUGUUUGAAAGUAUAGCCUGCUGGCAGGCAUAUAUUUGGGUUGUUUUGGCUGGAAAAAUAAACGCCUACCUGCAUGGCUUGUCAUUUGGUAAAACGCCCCCUUGAGUCAUGCCCACCUGGCUGUAAAAAACUCAAACGAGCUUCCGUCUCUGUUAUAGAAACAAUUGUGGACAAUAGAGUCAUGUCAAGAGUCAUGUCGUUUGUCAAAAUAAACAGCAAUGCGAAUGAGAAUAUUUCUGUUUCGAAAUUAGAACAUUCUUGAUAUUAAUACCCAAUUAUUAAAACACAAUAUUGAGUCCAGGCAUGCAGUCAGAAGCCCUGAGAACGAGGAUGACUUUCUAAAGGCCGAUUUACACCACACAACUUAAUGUCAACUUUUGCAUAAAAUUGUCGCAUGCAACCUGCUAACAAUUAAUUUGAGUUGUAUACUAUAAUCAGUGUAAAUCAAAUGCACACAGCUCGCCUGCGUUGUCGUAGGUGUGUUGUGUAGCAGGAUCGGCACGCGACAGUUUUAAUUUAGGCAAAAGUUGUGUAGUGUAAUGGCUGUUUGGUCUACCAUAGGAAAUUACACGGUUCGAGAAAUAUUGAUGAAAAAUCGCACGCGCGUGUUUGGCGAAAUAUUUAUAAUACUAUAUAUGCACAACCCUAACUGCUCUGGGAACGAGAUUGAAUGUAGUUAAUUCAAAAUUAAAAUAUGUAGGUCUAAAUCUUCAAUUCACCAUUUUUUAAAACUACAUGAAGCCACCAUAUAACUCUUGAAAAAAAUUCCAUUUGAGAGGAAUUGACAGCAUUCUGACAAUUAUAUGGUCAAGUAUAAGAUUAAAUAGGAAAUGUAUACACAACGGGCUCUUUUACUAUUUUUAGGUUUAACUUUGGACCAACUAAGAAGUAUCAGAGGACUGCAGUUCCCAGCAUUUGUAACGAUUAUAAAGUACAAAAGUAUCAGCAAAGUAAUAUCAGAAAGAGAUACACCAUUUCUUAGCGGAAUCAGUGAUUUAGUGAAGGAAAUUAUACUUCGUAAUCCAAUAACUUUAGAAGAGCUUUCUGGUGUUGAUCGAAUACGUGGCUUUCGCCUUCACGAUUUGUUAGAAAUGUAAGUGCACAAUUAAUC
This is a messenger RNA of Paramuricea clavata, 12390 nucleotides long. The record is from the annotation of a GenBank genome assembly. Lineage: Eukaryota; Metazoa; Cnidaria; Anthozoa; Malacalcyonacea; Plexauridae.